Messenger RNA from Solea senegalensis (Senegalese sole), 10537 nucleotides. It is a transcript of the gene prrc2c, whose product is annotated as proline-rich coiled-coil 2C. NCBI's taxonomy places the organism in Eukaryota, Metazoa, Chordata, Actinopteri, Pleuronectiformes, Soleidae. The transcript has 34 exons. The record is from RefSeq and is a predicted model, not a curated record. Gene Ontology annotation, biological process: cell differentiation. The coding region runs from base 437 to 8938 and encodes 2833 amino acids.
UGAUUGUGCGACAGGCCGCGGCGCGAGCGGGGCCUCACUCAAGCAGAAAAACGGUCCGACACGAGUUAACGGGUUGAGAGAGAGACACAGAACCACGGGACCACCGCACACCGGUUUCCCACAGUAACGGCCAGAUAGACGUGAACAGAGUGGCGACUUGAAACGCACAGAAGACGAAGGAAUACAAAGCCCGUGCAUGUGAAGAGCGGUUUGCUGGCUGCCAACGAGCGAAGUAGCUAACCAUCGUUAGCGAGCUAGCCAGCUUUUGUAAUCCGCCGGCCAGACACACUUUCGUCCGCCACAAACCAGGCCGAAACCCGAAUUUCAAGUGAGGCCAUACAAACAAAACCGAAAGGACAAAUAAGGCACCGGCGGCGCAAGGAGGCUGGUUCUGGGGGCGAGGCCAGAGGACCAGACUCAAUGAGUUUCCAGCGAAAUGUCAGAGAAGUCAGGGCAGAGCACCAAGGCAAAGGAUGGUAAAACAAAGUAUGCAACCCUUAGCCUCUUCAAUACCUACAAGGGCAAAUCUCUGGAAACCCAGAAAACUGCAGUGGCUGCCAGACAUGGGCUCCAGAGUUUGGGCAAAGUUGCUGUCAGUCGGCGCAUGCCCCCUCCUGCUAACCUGCCCAGCCUGAAGGCAGAGAACAAGGGAAAUGACCCCAACGUCAAUAUUGUCCCUAAAGAUGGUAGUGGCUGGGCAUCCCGAAAUGAGGCAGGGGAGGAGAGACAGCAGGAAACGCCCCCACCCCCAGUAAAACCACCAGUGCCCCAGCCACAGGAGCUUUCUACUGGGGGCAGUCGCUCUUGGGCUAACAGCAAGCAAACACAGCUAGAUGGAGCUCCACGUGUGAGCAGCCAUUUUCACCAGGAGUUUCCCAGCUUGCAAGCUGCUGGUGAGGCAGAGAAGGGCCACAGUCAAGAGGAGGAGCCUUAUGGACCGGGUCCCAGCCUCAGACCUCAAAAUGUUGGCAGUUGGCGUGAGGGUGGAGGCAGGAAUUUGAACACUGCACCCAGCCCAUCUGAAAUGGACAAUAGGGCUGCAGAGGAAGGUAGUACGGGCCUUGGUACCUCCACACCACCUGUGGAAGCUGAUGAACCUGGCCGGACCAUGACGACAGAUGGUCAGAGGGAGAAAAAGGAUGGCAGGGAGAGGCUGCCCCCCUCUGGCCCUCCUCAACCUAAACUUAAUGGGGGGCAGCAGCCUCCUGCUGGGGUGCCAACUCACUUUGACCCUGCUUUCAAGAGCAUGAUGCCACCUUAUAUGUUCCAUGCCUAUCCUCAAAUGUCUUUUGCCACUGGGCAAGGAAACAUCAGAUACCCUAUACCACAAGAUGGAUCAAAGGGUCCUCGUUCGUCUCGACCACAGCAAGCUCCCCCUCAGUCGUGGCUCCUGGACCCAGAUAGGCCCUCUAUCAUCAGUGCAUCAGAACUGAAGGAGUUGGAUAACCUGGACACUGAUGCUGAUGAAGGCUGGGCAGGAGCUCAGAUGGAGGUGGACUACACUGAGAAACUAAACUUCAGUGAUGAUGAGGAGAACCAAGCUGCUAAAGAGAAGGGAGAAAACUGGGAGUGGAUGGGCAAAGUGGAACGUAUAAGACCUCGGCCAACAGAUAGUCAGGAGGGAUCUGAGGACCGUGGAGGAAAUAAGACGUCGUGGUCGGAGAGUGUAGAUCCUAGAGCUCCAUCACCUGGCAGUAUGGCGCAGUUCAGUAAAUCAGCUGCUCCACAGGACUACCAGGGAGGUAGUCGUACAGUUAGUGGUGCAGCAGCACGCGGGAGCAAGCCGCAGGCUACAUCAGCACCUGAAGAGGACUCCGACGCCUGGAGACAGAAGCGCAAGAAGCCUUCAGAAGUUUCUGAAGCUGUAGAAAGAGCGAGGCGGAGAAGAGAGGAGGAGGAACGGCGGAUGGAAGAACAGAGGCUUGCAGCUUGUGCUGAAAAACUUAAACGUCUCAAUGAAAAACAUCGACAGGCAACUGAGGGCAUAUCCUCCCCUUUACAGACCAUCACUGAUGAAGCAGGAGUUGCCAAUGAGAUAACGUCUGAAUCCAUUCCUGUUCCUACUCCUGUGCCCAGUCCUGUACCUUCUGGCUCAGUUUUAGAAUUGCAGGCACCAAUCGUACAAGAUCCUCUACCUGAAAGGGUGGAUCGAGACAGGGAGAGGAUGGAGCAAGAACAGGAGAGAGUUGAACCAAGUGGAGAGGUGGAGGAGCCCUUGGCUCGUCGGCCCAGCCCCCCUAUCCAGAGACCCGUGGCUGUAGUACCUGAAAUUCUAAGCGAGGAAGAGACCUCUUUAGCUGAGGUUGGCCCUUUAUUGGAGGAGAACCAGACUGAAAGGACAACAGUGCCUAUCCAAGACUAUUUCAAUAUAGAGGACAACAGAGUGGAUGAGCCCCACCUGUCUCUUCCUCACAUGGACACACCAAGUGGAGAGGAAGUCCCUGUGGCACCCCCACAGCUGGAAGGAGAAGCAGCUACUGCCAUGCGUCCUUCUCUCACCUCAGGCUAUUCUAAACAGUUUCAAAAAUCUUUACCACCUCGUUUCCUCAGACAGCAGGAGCAGAUGAAACAGCAACAGUGGCAACAACAACAACAACAACAGCAGCAGCAGAGUGGGGGCUCUGUGUCCCCAUCGGGUGCUGGCAAUGUUCCAGCUACUCAGCAGCAGCAGCAGCAGCAGCAACACCGCUCCAUAUAUCAACCUAUGGGCCCCCACCACCAGCACCUGGCCUCCAUGGGGUUUGACCCCCGCUGGCUAAUGAUGCAGUCAUACAUGGACCCUCGCAUGAUGUCCGGACGUCCUCCUUUGGACAUGCCAACUAAUAUUCAUCCUGGGAGAAUGCCUCCUAAGCAGAUUGUGCGCAGAGAGCCUGGGGACAACUCAAGCUCCAGCUCUGACUCCUUUGACCACUUGACCCGACCAAUUCGUGAACAUGGUCUGCCCACAGAUUCACGUAUGGUAUGGGGGUCUGACCCAUACCCGCAAUCGGAGCCUCUGCCUUCUGUAACACCUCCAAAAGGACGUAAUGAUAACAAGGAGUUGAGGAUGGACUCUGGUCUGGAUUUGGAUAGGAGUCUGCCAGCUAUGUAUCCCCAGGACCAAAGUGCAUUAGACUCGCGUAAGACAAACUUCUUUCGGGACCCUAUAGAGCCUCUCUCAACAUUUACCCAGGGUCCAGAGGACACCUCUGGGUCUCUAGACAGGGUCCCUGUAGGUACAGUCUUUGAUCCAGAGGAACCAGGCCUCCCGAGCGGGGAAGAGGUGGAGGCUCUUGGUCAAGCCAUGCUCCAACGAAGUGUUUCCCAGGGCUCUAGCCAUUCACUCAAGCUUGAUGAGCCCGGGUUUGAUGGGCUUCCCCUGGGAACAAAAUCACUAGAGUUACAAGAGACGGGGGAGAGAACUGAAGAUAAGCUCCAAAAUGAGCUAUACUCCCAGACUGCAGUGACAAACAAUAGGGCUACUCCUCCUGCUGAUGGUUUACACAAACAAGAGAAGUUGCCUUUGCCAGUUCCUAGCAAGCAGAAGGCUGACCUUCGUUGGGGUGGGAGAGGGGCUGGACGCAGAGAAGGACCAGGAGGGGAGAGACCACUCCGCAGGUCUGGGCCAAUUAAGAAACCUGUCCUGAGGGACAUGAAAGAAGAGAGGGAGCAAAGGGAGGAGAGAGAGAAGCGACAUGAGAGACCAGAACGGGGAGAUAAGUCCAAAAAGGAUCAGUCAUCUAAAGCUCCUUCCGCAGUUGCUUCUUUGCCUGAGGGCCCCAGGCCUCAGAGUGAAGGAAAGAGAGAGUCUACAGAACUUGUGGAAAUACUGACAGGACAUCAGAGAGUGAGAGACUCUCAGCCUUCAUCUGUUGCUCCCACUUCAUCCUCUCAAGAGGAAAAGGUAGACAAACCGCCCAGCAAUGACAAACAUCCUGAGCCCAAACUUCCCUCCAGGAAAGAGUCUAAUCUACUUCCACGUUCCUACAGACGGGAGGAAAGGGAAAGGGAACGAGAGCGGGAGAUGGACAAGGAUAGAGAAAGAGAAUGGCCUGCUGAUUCUAGUUUCAAAGGACGUGGUCGAGGGGAGUAUUACUCUAGAGGUCGUAGCUACAGAGGUACUUACGGUGGCCGAGGCAGGGGGAGCCGUGGCAGAAGUCGAGCAGAGUACCCUUACAGAGAGCCUCGAUCACGCUCUGAUUUACCUUCUGCUGGGGGUGCUGCUGCUUUUCGCAACAGGGAAGAAAGCGAAACGCGCAGUGAAAGCUCUGACUUUGAAGUUAUACCAAAACGCAGGCGACGACGGGGUUCAGAUACAGAUUCUGAAAGUGAAGGUGGGCGGGAGUCUGCCAGUGACACUGGUCCCUCUGACCGUGAACCUAGCACCAAACCUAGCCGUCCAUUGCGACGAGAUCUGCCUGGGGAGGUCAGGUCUGGACCCCACAAGCCAGGCUUUGGACCACCUCACAUGGGUGAAAAGAUUGGAUCUAGAGGGGAUGAUGAAGCUAGGCCAAAGCCAGGGUUCCUUCCUAAAGGAGAGCCUUCUCGGCGAGGAAGAGGUGGAUUAUACAGUAGAAGAGGUGGAGCAAGGGAACGUGGUGGCCCUCGCUCAACUCCUCUUAGACGACCAGUGACAAAAGAGUCCAAUCAGUGGCCCUCCAAACCCAUGGAGACAUUCAGACCAGAGGAAACCGAGUCUACAUCAAGAUAUGACAAUCCCCCCUCUGACCGACGGGCACCUAAGACCGAUGGCAAGAAAUUUGUGGAUGGGCCUCAGAGUAGCAGAGAAAGGCCUCGCAGGUCCCGACCAGCACGGCCCCCCAGGCAAGAUAAACCUCCCAGGUUUAGGCGCUUGAAGGAGCGAGAGGCUGCAGUCUUAGGUACUGGAGAAACAGUCCCAGGUCAUCCUGUCCCUUUACCCCCAGUGACUGCUACUGCCCCCAGUUCUGCCCCAAUUUCCCUCUCCCCAACUCUGUCUAGAGCCCCAGGAACCCCUGUGACUGUGCCUGCGGAAGUGGGAGCAACUAUGCCUGUACCCGACCUGCCAUCUUCUACAGAAACACCUUUCCCUGAGACAAGCAGCCCCACUAUCACAGCAGUGGGUACUAAAUCCCCUGACCUGUCCAACCAGAACUCUUCAGAUCAAGCCAAUGAAGAAUGGGAGACUGCUUCGGAGAGCAGUGACUUCAAUGAAAGGAGAGAACGAGAAGAGAGGAAAGGAGCAGUGGAGGCCACUCAUGAAGCAGCCACUGCCUCUGCUGUAGCACCUGUGCCCCCUCAGGCCUCCUUGACCCCCAAUAAAACCCCUCCUGAUGGAGGUGUGACACCAAAACGUGAUGGAGCUCCUGGGGCCAAGAGGAGUUUCUCAAGCCAGAGGCCGACAGAGAGACCAAACCGUAGAGGCAACAGUGGAGCCAAACCAGGCCGGAGUUACACAGGGGGCAAGGGGGAGAGAAGAGGAGGAGCCAAACCAGGCCGCAAAGGCCCUCUAGCCCAUCAAAACACAGAGGCAACAGCACCAACAUCUGGAGGAGCAGCCCAAAGACCUACAAAAGAGCAGGCUGUCCGUCGUAAAGACGACAAACAGGCUGCUAAGAAACCCAAGGAGAAUGCUCUUUCUCAGUUUGAUCUCAACAAUUAUGCAAGUGUUGUGAUCAUUGAUGAUCACCCAGAGGUCACCACCACAGAGGACCCACAGUCGAGCACUAAUGAUGAUGGCUUCACAGAGGUGGUCUCACGCAAGCAACAAAAACGCCUGCAAGAUGAAGAGAAACGUAAAAAGGAAGAGCAAACUACUCAGAAUUGGGGUAAAAAAGGUUCUGGUGAGAAGAGCAGAGGGGGAGGAGGAAAACUGCCACCUAGAUUUGCUAAAAAGCAGUCAUCACAGCAGCAGCACCAACAACAACAACAGCAACAGCAGCAAGUCUCACAACAGCAAGUCUCACAGCCUCAAUCUGCUGUAGCUCCCAUUCCCCAAGUCCAACAGCAGCCCACCAUCUCUUCCUCCCAACAUCCUCAUGUACCCCCCUCUCAGCCUGCUGCAUCCCCUCAAACUCUGGAGGGAACAGUGGCUCCUCUGCCCUCCAUUCCCCCUGCGACUGUGGACUUCACCUCAAAGAGUCUUCUUCCUGCACCUACCCAGACACACAGUGCUCUGGGCACAGAACUGUGGGAGAAUAAGGUGGCAGCCUCCACUGUCCUUCCUGAUGUGAAGAAGCUUGGUCCAAUCAGCCCACCUCAACCACCUUCUGUGAGUGCGUGGAACAAACCUCUUACCUCCUUUACUGGCACGGUCUCUUUGGAGGGUGUGAAGUCUGGAGCAGAGGGCAAUGUAGAAUUGACAAUAGACAGUAUUCAGUUUGGUGCACCAUCAUCUGCCGGCAGCACAGACAGUGAUGGGGUUCCAGCAUUAAUUGAAAAAAGCUCUGAAAACAAACUUCCUGCUCCCAAAGAACAGCGUCAGAAACAACCUCGAGCUGGCCCAAUCAAAACACAGAAGCUUCCUGAAAUGGAAUUAUUGGAAACAAAAGAAUACAAACCAGGUCCUAUUGGUAAAGAGCGUUCUUUAAAGAACCGCAAGGCCAAAGAUGCACGUGGUGGAGAAGGCGAGGGCAUGGAGGGAGCAGUACCUGUAGGAGGUGUGAGCAGAGCCACAGACUCCAGUCCUCCCACCAGUGACACCACAGUACCUGAGCUGGGUGGAGACAUUGAGGGCAUGAUCACGGUCCCCUCAGCUGAGUAUAACAGUAUCUCAAAGGAAUUGGUCACUGACUAUACCACGCCCUCCUCCUCACUGGCUGACAGUGUUCCAACUGGAGGGAACAAAUUGGAGGAAAGCUUAGUGGCAAAUGUGGCACUUCCCCAUUCAUUGCCCCUUCCUCGACGAGAAACCCUGCAGCAGAGCUCCAGCCUCAGCACCGUCUCCCCUGCUACUGUUGACCUAACACUAAAGAUGGAAUCUGCUCGUAAAGCAUGGGAAAACUCCCCCAGUCUGGAGAAGAAUUCUCCAGUGACGACGUCUUCUUCCCCCAUCACCUCCUGUGCAUCCUCUUACUCUUUCUCCUCAGCCUCCAUGCCGCAGAUCCCUGUGGCUUCUGUUACUCCCAGCACCUCUCUGUCUGGUUCUGCGACUUAUACAACUUCAUCCCUCAGCACUAAGACCACCACAGCCUCUGAUCCUCCAAACAUCUGUAAGGUGAAACCCCAGCAACUGCAAGGUGGAAGUCUGUCCUCCUCCAGCAGUAGCAGUAGUAGCAGCAGCUUCUCUCAGCUGGGCUGCGUGCCUCCCCUCCUGACUCAGCAACAGCAGACCCCACAGGUGUACGUCUCCCAAUCUGCAGCAGGUUCUGCAGCUCAGAUUCCAGCAUUCUACAUGGACACUAGCCACCUCUUCAGUUCCCCCCACCCUCGCUUGGCUCCUCCCUCCCUAGCACAGCAGCAAGGCUUCCAGCCUGGACUCUCACAGCCAACAGCAGUGCAACCAAUUCCCAUCCCAAUCUACGCUCCACUGCAAAGUCAGCCUCAGCAUCAACACCAACAUCAACACCAACACCAACAUCAACACCAACACCAACAUCAACAUCAACACCAACACCAACACACACACCAACCCCAGCUUGGACUUGGCACAGGACCUCCAGUCUCUCAGCCACAAGAUCUGUUCAGCUCUUCCCUGCAGCCUUACAGGUCUCAGCAGGCAUUCAUGCAGAACAGCAUGUCACAACCCUCCAUGAUGCUGUCAGGGCCGUCCCUGCACAGCUACCCUGGGGUGCAAGCACCUGAGCUGGGCAAGCCUCAGUCCAACCUAGCCUAUCAGCAGCCGUCAUCCACCCAGCACAUUCCCAUUCUGUUUGAGCCACAGCUCAACCAGCCCUCUGGGAUGGGAGGCUCCCAGCUUAUGGACACACACAUGCUGCAGGCUCGACAGGGGAUGAAUCAACAUUCAAAUAUGUAUUCGGGGCAGGUGCAACAGCAUGGCCAGAGCAGCUACUACAGCAACACUCAGUCCCCCAGUUCAGCAAUGCAACAGGUGACAGUCCCUCUACCUGGUUCCCAAUUGUCCUUGCCAAACUUUGGUUCAGGUGGAGGACAGCCCCUCCUAGCACUACCCCCCACUCCACCUCAGGCGCAGCCCAACAUCAACCGACAGCCCUCAGUCUCCCAACAGUAUCGAGGCAUGAUGGGCCCCAACCACAACAUGAUGCAGCCACCAACUAGCAAGAUGGACAUGGAUCUCAAACUCUUUGGCAGUGCGAUGGAUGUGAAGCCCGGAACCCCUCCUGUCAAUGCCAGGAGCACUACACCUACUUCUGGUCCAUACAGGGCCAGCUCCACCUCUCCCAGUAGCCAGUCAAGUAAGAUGAACAGCAUGCUGUACCAGAAGCAGUUUCAGCCCAGCUCUGGGAUGAGGAUGACGCAGCACUUCCCUGGUCAAUUUAAUCCACAGCUCCUCUCUCAGCCCAACAUAGUUUCUCCUCUGGUGCGACCUCCUCAUGCUAACUCGUUUGCUGGAGGUGUCCAGCGUUCUCCCAUGGGUCCUCCAAUGGCACCUAAUGUUGGUGGUGGUUUAAUGCCUCAUCCCCGACCCCAGCAUCCUCAGCACAGCCAGCACCCUCCUCGAGGACCCCCCGGUCCCUCUAUUGUGCUCCGAGGCACGCAGGCGGCUCUAAAGGCUGAACAGGACCUAAAGGCAAAGCAGCGAGCUGAGGUGCUCCAGUCCACUCAUAAGUUCUUCUCUGAGCAACAACAGCAGCAGCAGCAGCAGCAGCUCAAGGCUCCACAAGUCAGCAAAGCUCCCCGGCUUGAUCAGGGAGGAAAACCCUCUCUCGACACUGUGGCCCCAAACCACCAGGCAGGAGGAGAGCGCAUCGAUUCUGACAAACCCCCUGUCUCCGCAGCUAAGCCCAUACGGACUGGCCCCAUAAAACCACAGGCUAUCAAACCAGAAGAGGGAAAAUAAAGAACUGUAGCCUCUCUUCAGAUGACAAUAUAAAUGGAUGUAAGAGUGAGAAUCUAGUCCCAUUUACGAAGGCUCCACCUCAUAUCAGCCCCAGUGGACCAGUGUAGGGGGAGGAGGAUGAGUUUGGUAGAGAUCCAAAUGGUUAUGGUUACUGAGAAUAGGUGCCUACAUAUAUCAAUAUAAUCCUCUUCCUUUCUUCCCCUGUCUUGUCCCACUGUAGGUGGAGGGCAUUUGAGUUGGAUUUUUCUAUCAUAUUUGGAUGCCAAUGAAAUGGCUGCACAAGUUGUUCCAUAGAGAUCUACGACGGUAGACAAGACACGAGUUGGAGAGAGAAAAUUGAAAUAAUUUGCUGCUGAGUUUGCCACUUUUAUAGCUCUUGAUUUCUGUUCUUUUUUAAUUUUAUUUUAUUUGUUCCCUUUAAAUAGGAUCAUGCAUAUUAUGGGAGAGACCCAUUUUGUUAAUGGAAGACUAAAUCAGAUUUGUUUUUGUAGUCGAAACAAUCUUAAGUGUACGUAGUGAAGCACACUUGUUUUUGUUGCCCAAUGUCCGAUCAUAACUAAUCCAGAGAUGCGUGCUUGUGCACACACUCCCUCAACGGUUUCAUCUACAGUUAUUGCACAGAGACAUGAAUCACAGAUUUUGUUGUUUUGUUUUAUCAGAAUGGAAAUUGCAACAUUUGAUUUAAAUGGUUGAUUUAUUGAUUGUCUGACUGUGGGCCUUUGCUCCUGCCUUGUGCUCUCAUCUCCUUGCCUGAGAAUAACUGAUGUGUUGAGUGUGUAGUAUAAACAGGAUCUCCUGUAUAUUUAGCCAAAGGUUAAAGCAGCAAAGAGACAUCACAGCCUUUUGGAUUGCUUUUGCUGUGGCAGCAGUUUUGAAUGGACUUGCAGGAUUUCAUUGAAAACGUAUGAUGACUUCUUAACAGCUGUUCCAAUUUAGGGGCUACUGUCACACACCUUGUCACUGCUUUCACACCCAUCCUCGCUGUCGCACACACACACACACACACACACUUCACUGUAAGGCACCCAGACUUGCUGCUAAUGACUGAUUUCAGUGCCCUUAGCUAGAAAAUGGCAGUAUAAGGCAAUUUAGAGGAAUAGAAACGUUGAAGAGUUGAUUGUUUUUAAACGGUAGAAAACUUUUCAGCCUAUGUCAACCCCCAAAACAAGGGGGGAACACGAUCAGGAUGGAGAACGAAGAAAAAGAUGGUCAGAAGGACACUUAUUGUUUUGUAGUCAAUACUGAUGAGAGCAAUCAGUGCUGUUUUCUGUCUCUGCCCCCCCCUCCGCUGGCUGUCCCACCCACAGUGUUCUCAUGUCGAGGUUGUGGUGACGAGGGUCCUUCAGAAUCGUACAGCAGUAUGCUUCCUGAGCUGGGGAGGGUGUCCUCCUCCUCCUCCUCCUACCCUAGCUGAGAAAAGUCCUUGCAGUGGGGAAUGAAUGAAUGAAUGAGGGAGGGUGGGGAAUGAUUUAUUUUUGUUUUGUUUUAUUUUUUUUGUUGUACUUGUACAGGGGUUUCAUCGCUGUAUUAAAAGAUGUACGGUCUUAUUUACAUUCUCUUGGUUUGGUUACAGAAACUAAUAAAAAAUAAUAUACUGUU